This is a messenger RNA of Kockovaella imperatae, 950 nucleotides long. RefSeq names its product putative DNA-directed RNA polymerase. Gene Ontology annotation, molecular function: DNA-directed RNA polymerase activity; DNA binding; protein dimerization activity. Gene Ontology annotation, cellular component: RNA polymerase I complex; RNA polymerase III complex. The record is from RefSeq and is a predicted model, not a curated record. The transcript has 5 exons. Lineage: Eukaryota; Fungi; Basidiomycota; Tremellomycetes; Tremellales; Cuniculitremaceae. The coding region runs from base 402 to 881 and encodes 159 amino acids. Gene Ontology annotation, biological process: DNA-templated transcription.
CGAGGGGACAAUAGAUGAUAUGACCUAAGAUUCUUCGUCCACGAGCUCACACCUCUUGUUUCGGAGGCUUCACUUCUUGCGCUUGCAAACAACACAUGAAUGCAAGAGAGGGUUGUACAAUAGAACAAUAGGGAUGGCUUCAGCUUUGAGCAACCCCGAUGGACGGAGGAAAGGAAAAGGCGGAGGUUUCCGCUGACGUUAAGUCACGUGAGCGGGCUCAAAAUUAUCGCUGCAACGAGCAGUAGAAGUACACUUGCACUGUUGCGAAGGUCGUCUACACUUCAAGAUCAUAAGGACUGUUCCACAUCCCGUCAAAAGUCAAGCGCCAUCUUUCUUCAGUCAGUUUAGGCAAGAGGACGUUGUAGAUCUCACGAGAAAGCUUCCGGAGGAGUUGAUGGAGAAUGGCUGGAGUCAAUGAAGAGAGACCCCUUCAGCUGGACAAUGCUGGGACCUUGAAUCAAUCCGUCUCGACUUCGCUCGAGGUUGACAAGAUUGGGAUUCUGCCAGGCCACGAAAGCGAUUACAGCGCUUGUACCUUUGUGUUGAACCAUGAAGAUCAUACAUUGGGCAAUGCCCUGAGGUGGAUGAUCAUGAAGGAUGCCGAUGUCGAGUUUUGUGGCUAUAGCGCUCCACAUCCUUCUGAGCCAAAGAUCCAUCUUAGGAUUCAGAUGUACGACAACAUGUCUGCUGUGGACUGUUUACGGAAAGCUCUGAGUAAUCUCAGGGACCUCCUCAGCACCGUGGAUCAAAAGUACAAGAAGAGUCUCAGAAACGACAAAUACAUCAAAGAGGAUGAUGUGGACGUCAGGGCUGUGGUCGAGGAGACUUUGAGAGAGCGAGGCCGUUUAGCCAGCAGCGGGGAUGCCAUGGAUACUUCAUAGAUUGGUUUGCGGCGAUCUUGUUCGAACAUUGUAUGUAUCAUAGCUGCAUUGCAUUUCCAUGGUCCGCCC